AUGAAAAAACCCCAUUCAAUAGGAGAAACUUUAGUACUACCAGCAGCUAUUGACAUAAUAGCUACGAUGUUUGGUGAAUCAUAUGCUGAUCAAAUUAAAAGCAUUCCGCUGGCAGAUAAUACGGUGGGAAGACGAAUAUCAGAUAUAUCUGAUGAUCUUUGCGAUCAGUUGAUAGAAAAAAUUAAAUUAUCUUCUUUCGCGUUGCAAGUAGAUGAGGCUACCGAUGUUGCUAAUGAUGCACACUUAAUAACAUAUAUAAGAUAUGUUAUGGAAAAUGAUAUUAGAGAAGAGUUGUUAUUCUGUAAGGCAAUUGAAGGCAAAGCUACGGCGAGUGAAAUUUUUAAUAUGAUUGAUAACUUUUUUAUUGAAAAUGGUAUUUUAUGGGAGAACUGUGUUGGACUGUGCACUGAUGGAGCUCCAUCUAUGGCAGGAAAAAAUGCUGGUCUGCAGGCCCUAGUUCGAAAAGUGGCUCCUCGUGCAGUUUGGACGCAUUGUAUGAUUCAUAGGCAAUCUCUUGUUGCAAGAAAUAUGGGUGAAGAAUUACUUGAAGUAUUUGAAAUUAUAAUAAAAGUUGUUAAUUUUAUCAAAAAUAGUCCAUUAAGAGAAAGGCUUUUUGGAAAAUUGUGUGAUGACAUGGGCUCAGAAUACAAAGCACUACUUUAUUAUUGUGAAGCACGUUGGCUUUCUCGUGCUAAAGUACUUCAAAGGGACAAGAUUACGGCGUUUAUGAAAAAAAUAGAUCUGUGGAUAGCUAGUAUGAAAAGUAAUAACUUUGAUAUGUUUCCUUCUUUUAAAACUACAUGUGUUACUGAUGAUGAAAUAGAAGCAAGUAAAGAUCUUAUUAUCAAUCAUAUGACUAGUUUAAGGAACCAAUUUGCGCAUUACUUCAAAGAUCUAGAUAUGUCCAAAUACGAAUGGAUUAGAAAUCCAUUUGUUAUUGAUAAAUAUGAUGAUUUUGGACUUCCAACGGCAGAGCAGGAAAUGUUAAUUGAUUUAUCUAUUAUAGCACAUUGA
Messenger RNA from Ctenocephalides felis (cat flea), 1014 nucleotides. RefSeq names its product zinc finger BED domain-containing protein 5-like. The record is from RefSeq and is a predicted model, not a curated record. Lineage: Eukaryota; Metazoa; Arthropoda; Insecta; Siphonaptera; Pulicidae. Bases 1 to 1014 code for a protein of 337 amino acids. The transcript has 2 exons.